AUGAUUUCAAAAGUUUCAGGAUAUUAAGGAUUUUCUUCAUAUGGUGAUAAACCAUAUCCCUCUCUAAAGCCAGGAAGAUAAGUUCUCUCUCCUAACGAUGUUUGGGAAUAAACACAAAGAACUCGUGAUGACGCUUCUAUGUACGAAAAUCAUCAACAUUACAAAACAGUAUAUAAAGUAGAUGUAUCAAAUGCAGUAUAGCCUAAAGAUUAUUAAAACCAUACACAUGUUAAGAAGGGACUUUAGACUUAAUAUCAACUUUAAGCUACUGGAAAGAGUGUUCUUUCAUAUGGCAGUGAUAGAAAGGAUUAAACCUUUGAUCCUAAUAAUGAAACUUCUAAAUUGAAAACAGGUGUAGAGCAUUGGAAAUCAAAUUAUAAUGCUAAUAUUAAAGAUCCUUACUCCUAUAGUAAAGCUUCAAGACCAGAAUGGUCCUAUCAUCUUAAGCCCCACUAAGUUGAUAGUAAAAUAGGGCCUACUGAAUAUAAAACUACCUUUGGAGAAUUUGGCACAAAGCCAACUGAUAAAUUGAAUGAAUAUGGCAAUGAAAUAAUUAAUAAACACGAAGAUCCUUUAAAAAUGGGUACUACUAAAUCUACUUUCCAUAUUCCUAACUAUACUGGUUUUAUUCCUGCAGCAAGAACUGUUGGUAAAUCACUUGAACAUGCUGCAGCUUUAAAUUCAAGAAUUGAUAAAUCUAGAGCAACCAUAGUGGAUAAUUAUCAUACUAAAAUUCCUGGAUAUGCUGGUCAUCAACCUAAGGCUCCAGUUAAUCAAAGAGGUUUUCUCAGAGAACAUUGCUUUUCAACAGUUUCAUCUCUUAAACUUUGA
Messenger RNA from Tetrahymena thermophila SB210, 831 nucleotides. RefSeq names its product ptype ATPase, putative. The record is from RefSeq and is a predicted model, not a curated record. NCBI's taxonomy places the organism in Eukaryota, Ciliophora, Oligohymenophorea, Hymenostomatida, Tetrahymenidae. The transcript is spliced from 5 exons.